CCCUGGCGCUCACUUCUUUCAAGUUUCUCCUCUUCUCCCUCCCUCUCUCUCUCGAGCCUCGCGUCUCUCUGGUGAGAGAAUAUUAAUUAAACACACACAAAAACAAAAUAUCAAAUAAAAGAAAAGGGGGGAAAAGAAAACGAAGAGAAGGAUCUCUCACCUUAAGGUCUCGCCAUGACGGUAUUUUACGGCAAGCAGGUGGUUCCGGUGGACUACGAGGCCGAAGUGUCACAACGGCUUUUAGAAGCAUCGCUCGCCGGAGAUCUUAGAUCGGCUCUUGAGUGCAUCGCUGAUGAGUUUGUUGACGUCAACUUUGUAGGCGCUGUUUGGUUAAAAUGUAGAAAAAGUGAGGUGGUUUUGCGUGAUGAAUCGCCUAGUGAAGUUGUUUUCGACUAUGAAGAAUUUAAAACGGAUGUGACAGCUUUGUUUCUCGCUGUUCAUUCUGGAAAUGUUGCUCUCAUUAAGAAAUUGCUGAGUGUUGGUGCGGACGUGAACCAGAAACUCUUCAGGGGCUUCGCGACAACAGCAGCAGUGAGGGAGGGCCGCCUUGAAAUUUUGGAGAUUUUAUUAAAAGCUGGAGCAUCUCAGCCAGCUUGUGAGGAGGCUUUACUAGAGGCAAGCUGUCAUGGGCAGGCAAGGCUAGUGGAACUACUUAUGAGCUCUGAUUUGAUUAGGCCCCAUGUUGCUGUUCAUGCACUUGUCACGGCAUGCUGCAGAGGAUUUGUGGACGUGGUAGACACUCUAGCAAAGUGUGGUGUAGAUGUAAAUACAACUGAUAGAUUGCUGUUGCUGUCAUCAAAGCCUUCUCUGCAUACAAACGUGGACUGUCCUGCACUUGUUGCUGCUGUUGUCAGUAGGCAGGUGGCUGUUGUCCAUACGCUGUUAAAGGUUGGUGCCAGGAUGAAUGUCAAAGUGAGACUAGGAGCGUGGUCAUGGGACACAAAUACUGGGGAAGAGUUUCGAGUGGGUGCAGGACUAGCUGAGCCCUAUGCCAUUACCUGGUUGGCAGUGGAGUACUUUGAAAUUACUGGUGCUAUAUUGUGCAUGCUCCUCCAACAUUUCUCCCCCAACACUGCUCACCAUGGAAGAACACUCCUCCACCAUGCGAUUCUAUGUGGCAAUGCUGGAGCCAUUAAAGUGCUGUUGAGCUGUGGAGCCAAUGUGGAGUCACCUGUCAAAACUCAGAAAACUGAGUUCCGGCCGAUACAUAUGGCUGCCCGUUUAGGCUUAGCAACAGUCCUUCAAUGUCUAACAGACUCGGGUUGUGAUUUAAACUCUAGGACAGAUACUGGUGACACAGCUUUGAUGAUCAGUGCAAAAUACAGGCAAGAAGAAUGUCUGCAAGUAUUGGCCAUGGCUGGAGCUGAUUUUGGCCUAGUUAACGUUGCUGGUCAAACUGUGCAUUCACUCGCUACAAACAUGUGGUCACACAGUUUCCAGCAAGCAGUGCUUGAUGUUAUUAAUUCUGGGAAGGUUCCCAAAUCAAGCAAUUUUGCUGUGUUUUGUCCUCUAAUAUUCGUAGCUCAAACUGGUGAUACAGAGGCCUUAAAGGUGCUGAUUGACUUGGGAGAGAUCAAUCUUGAUUAUCAGGAUGAUAAUGGUUUCUCAGCAGUUAUGUUUGCUGCUAUAAAGGGUCAUGUUGAAGCAUUCCGGUUGCUGGUUUAUGCUGGGGCUGAUGUAAAGCUAUUUAAUAAAGCUGGUGAAACUGCAAUCACCUUAUCUAAACUGAAUCAACAUCACGAUCUAUUUGAGAAAGUGAUGCUUGAAUUCGCAAUUCAAAAAGGCAAUCGCAAUGCAGGAGGGUUCUACGCAUUACAUUGUGCGGCUCGUCAUGGAGACAUGGAUGCAGUCAAAUUAUUGUCAAGCAGAGGUUAUGAUGUGAAUCUCCCUGAUGCGGAUGGUUAUACUCCUCUCAUGUUAGCAGCAAAGGAAGGCCGUGGGUCUACAUGCAAACUCUUGAUUUCAUGUGGGGCAAAUUGCGAAUUUAAGAAUCCUAGUGGUGAAACAGCACUUUCUCUUGCAAGAAAGAAGUAUGGUGGCAGGAAAAAUGAUGCAGAACAUGUGAUACUAGAUGAGCUUGCUCGCAAACUGGUUUUAGGAGGUUCCUAUGUACAGAAGCACACAAAGAGGGGGAAAGGAGCACCACAUAGAAAAGAGAUAGUAAUGGUUGGAGAUCGAGGAGUGCUUCGAUGGGGGAAGUCCAGACGCAGGAAUGUCAUUUGCCGGGAGGCAGAGGUAGGAGCAAGCCCAUCCUUUGAGAGGAAUAGACGGAAUAGGGGUGAUGCAGAUAUACCUGGAAUUUUCCGGGUAUUGACUACCAAGAACAAAGAAUUGCAUUUUGUAUGCAAUGGUGGGUCUGAAAUGGCUGAGCUCUGGGUCAGAGGAAUAAAACUUGUGACUAGGGAAGCUAUUUGCGUGUAAACAGAGACCAGAGACAUGAAUUACGAUGUCUUGUCUAGGUAGGAGGUAUAUAUAGAUGUUUAGAAGAGUACUUCAUCUUGAAGUCGUUUGAACUAGUAACAUUUUGUUGUAAAGAUUUUGAUCUCUAGUAGCUGUAAAUGCUCUUCAUCCAAAGUCAAUUCAGUAGCUUUUGAUCAUUGUAUAGUUA
This is a messenger RNA of Ricinus communis (castor bean), 2608 nucleotides long. RefSeq names its product ankyrin repeat domain-containing protein 50. Bases 175 to 2421 code for a protein of 748 amino acids. The record is from RefSeq and is a predicted model, not a curated record. The transcript has 4 exons. Lineage: Eukaryota; Viridiplantae; Streptophyta; Magnoliopsida; Malpighiales; Euphorbiaceae. Gene Ontology annotation, molecular function: protein binding.